Messenger RNA from Racocetra persica, 202 nucleotides. The record is from the annotation of a GenBank genome assembly. Lineage: Eukaryota; Fungi; Glomeromycota; Glomeromycetes; Diversisporales; Gigasporaceae.
ACACAAGAAAAGUUUCUUCGAUUAUCCUAAUAUGCCUCUACCAGAUACUUUUUCCAACUCACUUUCUCUAAUUACAGACAAACAAAGUUAUAAUAUCAACGAAUUAACUAAUAUAGUUAAAGCUGGAGUACCUCAAUUAAAUCCAAAGCAACUCACCAUUUUCAACAAAGUAAUUGCUGCAGUUGACAAUCGAAAUCCUACU